This is a messenger RNA of Lycium ferocissimum, 1542 nucleotides long. Its product is annotated as alpha/beta hydrolase domain-containing protein VTE7. Bases 122 to 1177 code for a protein of 351 amino acids. The record is from RefSeq and is a predicted model, not a curated record. The transcript has 10 exons. Gene Ontology annotation, molecular function: catalytic activity. Lineage: Eukaryota; Viridiplantae; Streptophyta; Magnoliopsida; Solanales; Solanaceae.
ACGGCCACGUCUAAAUAGUAUUAUCUCUGCUCCUUCGUGUUAUGGUAAAGGCAUGGCCAUGUCUUGUUUGUAUGAAUAGUAGAAAAACCAGUGCGACCGUGCAAGGCUGACACAAAAGAAUAUGCUAACAUUAUUAUCAGUCAGAGCUGGUGGUGCUCCUCUACCAACACGUGUCCUAGUUGGAUCAGAUGUAAAAUGGUCAAAUUCGAGGAGUUUAAGGAUAUGGUCUGGUGAAUUCCCUGAUUUUAUUCCUAAACAAGUUGAGAAAAUUAAAGACACCUAUGCUAGAAAGUUAGCUUCAAGAAUUGAAAGACUACCUGUAAAUUUAUCGAACGGUUGUGUCAUGAGUAGUUGUGUGAAGCCAAUAGAACAGACGGAGGCCAAUCCAGUUGUGCUUCUCCAUGGUUUUGAUAGCUCAUGUUUAGAGUGGAGGUACACAUUUCCGAUGCUUGAGGAGGCUGGAUUGGAGACAUGGGCAGUUGAUAUCUUAGGAUGGGGUUUCUCAGAUUUAGAAAGGCUUCCAUCGUGCGAUGUAGCUUCCAAGCGUGAUCAUCUUUACCAGCUGUGGUCUACCUACAUCAAGAGGCCAAUGGUACUUGUCGGACCUAGUCUUGGAUCUGCUAUUGCUAUUGACUUUUCUGUCAAAUAUCCUGAAGCUGUGGAUAGGCUGGUUUUAAUUGAUGCAAGUGUUUACGCGGAAGGUACAGGAAACCUUGCGACCUUACCCAAAGCAGUAGCUUAUGCUGGGGUCUACUUGUUGAAAAGUCUCCCACUUCGCUUAUAUGCAACAUCAUUAGCUUUCAAUGGCUUACCAUUAAGUACCUGCAUAGACUGGACUAAUAUUGGCCGCUUACAUUGUUUAUUACCUUGGUGGGAGGAUGCAACAGUGAAUUUCAUGAUCAGUGGAGGUUACAAUGUCGUUGCUCAGAUAGAAAAUGUCAAGCAGAAAACACUAAUAAUAUGGGGUGAAGAAGAUCAGAUUAUUGACUACAAGCUCGGAGUGAGAUUGCAUUGUGAACUGCCAAAUGCUAUUAUACGCCAAAUACCAAAGUGUGGCCAUAUCCCUCAUGUGGAGAAGCCUGAUGCUGUCUCCAGGUUGAUAGCGGAAUUUGUUCGCAGUGAUCAAUCACAAAGCGCAAAUUUCGACUCUGUCUCCACCAUCUCAGUUCCUGUUUGAUUAUUGGCACUUGUACAUGCAGAUAGUUGCAUAUAUUUCACACAUGUGAAUAUCCGACUUCCUGAUUCUACUUAGUGAUGAGGUUAGUUUGCCAGCUUCAAUGAUGAAUAUGCUUUCAUUCUUUGCCCGCCGUCAACCUUGUUGCCUACAUAUCGAUUAUCAAAGGUGCGCUAUGGUGCUUUGGCAUCCAGUAGAGAAGUGUAAUAAACUGAAUGCUUGUAUUAGCUAAAUGCUUUAGCAUUCUGGUAUAUUUUUCUUCCAGCACAUGCUAAUCUUAUUUUAUGUCAAUUACCAGUUACUUUGAACUUAUGUGAUUUGCUGUUAACAUAUCCUUGUUGUCCAACAAAAGUGCAACAUUUCACGUA